AUGGCUGCAUUUCGAAUAUUGACAUAUGGUGUACUGGCAGACGCUACUGAUGAGUACAUCAAAAUAGGAGAAUCAACUGCCAUAGAAAGUGUGAAAAGAUUUUGUCGUGCUGUUGUUGAAGUAUUUGGAGGACAGUACCUACGAUCACCCAAUGCUAAUGAUGUUGCCAGGCUUCUUCAUAUUGGUGAGCAGCGUGGUUUUCCUGGUAUUACUCCCCCUGCUCGUUAUGUCAUUCAAGGAAAAGAGUACAACAUGAGUUACUAUUUAGCUGAUGGCAUAUACCCAAAAUGGUUAACACUUGUUCAAACAAUUCAAGAUCCACGCGGUACAAAGAAUAAGUUGUUUGCAAUGAAACAAGAGACAUGGAGAAAAGAUGUUGAGCGAGCAUUUGGAGUGCUCCAAUCACGCUUUGCAAUUAUUGCAGGACCUUCACAUUUUUGGUAG
Molecule: messenger RNA, 444 nt
Organism: Zingiber officinale
Lineage: Eukaryota; Viridiplantae; Streptophyta; Magnoliopsida; Zingiberales; Zingiberaceae
Exons: 2
Coding region: 1-444 (147 amino acids)
Source: RefSeq, a predicted model, not a curated record